AUGUUGAAACACGCUGUGAUUUUUCUAAUUGCAACUGAAUUAUUGGUGGAAUGUUGCCAAAUUGAGCUGAGUUUGAGGUCAAACACCGACUAUCCUUUCCAGUUCGAGGCCGAAGUGCCAUCGAUUAAAAAGAAAACGGACAGGACAACGAUGACCAAGAUUGGACAGCAACGCAAGGUCAAGGUGGGUUGGAAUUUGACAAGGGAAGUACUCGAUGUUCGACGCUCAGAUUUUCUGCAAAUUUUGCACACAUUUCGGAUAUGGGUCACAUACCGAUCGCUGAAAAUUUUUGCUUCCGCUUUGCAGGGGGAGCCGGGACAUUCAACGGUUUUUGCGGCCUAGAGAGCACGCGAAAGUUAAGUGCGGUGAGGCGAAAACUCUUUUUGGCCAUAUAUGGCUCGGGACUUCUAAAUCUCUCCGCAAGAGUCCAUCCGAACCCUGCAAAUUUAGUCCAAAGUUAAAAGUUGACAAAAAAGGAGGAGACGACAGAGAAAGGCAGAAAUUCUUACAAAGAGAGAAAUUGCGCAAUAUUAUGUCAGAUUGCGCAACUUUUAACUUUGUACUAAAUUUGCAGGGUUCGGAUGGACUCUUGCGGAGAGAUUUAGAAGUCCCGAGCCAUAUAUCUUUGUCAGUUUCACAUGGAAAAAAUUGAUUUUUUGUGGAAGCAUUGCUCUCUACAGUAGAAAUAGCCCUGAAACUUUUGUAUCAAAAAUUCGCAAAAAAGUGUCGGAUUUUGACCAACUUUCGGUCAAAAAAUCUCGGGUUUUUUCUGCAGAGCGCGGGCUAGGAGUCUCUAAUUUGUGUCACAAUCAGAAAAAAUUAUUCACAUAAGUUUAUGCAAACGUAGGCCAAGUUUCCUUCCUCCACAAGGCUCAUUUUGUCGAGGAGUUGGGGAAGAAAUCCGUCGAAAUUGUUGACGAUAAUGUCAUUGUCCAUAGUAGAGCGCUGAAAUUAAGGAGGGUUUGUUAAAAUACGCCCUGGAUAACUUGUUACGUUUUUGAGAUUUUAUCAGUCUGUCGGGAAAAUAAUGUGGCUUCGUCGCGCCUUGGAAUCACCCAUCAUCGCCUUGCGGCUUUUUUUUUGGAGGCUUUGACUGCGAAGAGGCGCGAAAUUUCGCCGCGAAAAAUCCACGCUAUUUUCCCGACAGACUGAUAGUGACCUACUAUUAGUAUCUUUCCACAAAGGUACUACAUAUAAUACGCUUGCAAUACGAUGUAAUUUCCAGAUCAACGGACCCUCCUGCUCCCACAAAACCUGGAUUUUCCGGACCUACAAGCAAACCAAAGAUGGGAAAUGGGUCCCGGCCGAGACACACACCGCCAAAUUGGACGGGAAUGGAAGAGCUUUGAUCGCCGUAAACGAUGCUUACAUUCCCGUUAUAAGUGAUCGAAUCGGAGUCACUUGUUCUGAAGCCGUGAUCUGCGCAAGGGGAUAA
Molecule: messenger RNA, 1435 nt
Organism: Bursaphelenchus xylophilus (pine wood nematode)
Lineage: Eukaryota; Metazoa; Nematoda; Chromadorea; Rhabditida; Aphelenchoididae
Source: the annotation of a GenBank genome assembly